This is a messenger RNA of Hippocampus zosterae (dwarf seahorse), 2693 nucleotides long. RefSeq names its product hes-related family bHLH transcription factor with YRPW motif 1 (gene hey1). Gene Ontology annotation, biological process: regulation of transcription by RNA polymerase II; regulation of neurogenesis; anterior/posterior pattern specification. Gene Ontology annotation, cellular component: nucleus. NCBI's taxonomy places the organism in Eukaryota, Metazoa, Chordata, Actinopteri, Syngnathiformes, Syngnathidae. Bases 776 to 1693 code for a protein of 305 amino acids. The record is from RefSeq and is a predicted model, not a curated record. The transcript has 6 exons. Gene Ontology annotation, molecular function: protein dimerization activity; RNA polymerase II cis-regulatory region sequence-specific DNA binding; DNA-binding transcription factor activity, RNA polymerase II-specific.
GAGUGCAGCCACGGACCAAACUUCUAUUGGACCGCUGGCAAAUGUUCUUCAAAGAUCGUCUAUUUUUAUGAAGAAGCAUCACCCGAACACACCUUCAACAAUAGUCAACCCCAUGCAUUCGGUGCACGCAAUGUUGGAAUGUGGCGUUGAGUUGAAACAAUCCCUUGUGCGAUUGCUGUCCACCCCAUCGACCCGUCCCUUCAUGUCCUUUGCCCUAUCCAGUACCAUCAUCACUCUUUUGUUCUGCACGUCUGCGUUAACUCAACCAGUCACUAUGUGACUGAUAGCCCAUCGCAGCGUAUUUAGCGGGGAAAUUGUCCAAAGAUCCAAAUUACCCCUCUGGGCCUGCCCAAGCACGUCUAAACGUCCACCAUGACCUCCUCCAGUCCUUCAAGCUGUGCAGUCAUCCCUUCUACCUGUCCCCCGCAGGCUUGGUUUCAAGACGGCGCCCACCCAGCGCACACAUGACAUCACAGCCCGACCUUUAAAUUUCUCCAAGUGUGAGACCUCUUUACUUCCCGCGAUCGUCUCUACUCUCAGACUGACCGAAACGCGUGUCCAGCGCGCCUGUCAAUCAAAACGCUAGCUCGCUUUCCAAUUGGCUGUUUCCGGGGCAGUCCCGUCCUCUGGCACCGUCCCCUCCCCUCCAGUCGCUUAAAACACGCCGUGAAAACGCCGAGACAGCCACAAGCAACUCGCAAGUACACGUAGGAGAAGGAUUACGAUAUUGGCGAUUGAGCUCCUUAUCGCGACGAGGACGAGCAGCGCGGACGCGAUGAAGAGGAGCAGCUUGUCAGACAGCGAGCUGGAUGAAGCCAUCGAGGUGGAGAAGGACAGCGCGGAUGAGAGCGGGAAUAUUCGCUCUCCUCUGAGCUUGACGUCACCAAGCGCUUCCAUUCAGGUGCAGGCGAGGAAGAGGCGGCGAGGGAUCAUCGAGAAACGUCGGCGAGACAGAAUCAACAACAGCCUGAGUGAACUGCGGCGGCUAGUGCCGAGCGCCUUCGAGAAGCAGGGUUCUGCCAAAUUGGAGAAAGCAGAGAUUUUACAGAUGACCGUCGACCAUCUGAAGAUGCUCCAUGCGGCCAGUGGCAAAGGCUUUUUCGACGCCCACGCCCUAGCAAUGGAUUACCGUGGUCUGGGUUUCCGGGAGUGCCUGGCGGAGACGGCACGCUACCUCAGCGUCAUGGAAGGUCUGGACAACGCUGACCCCCUGAGGAUCCGGCUGAUGUCACACCUGAACAACUAUGCCAGCCAGCGCGAGGCCCACUCGGGACUGGGCCACCUGGCGGCGUGGGGUUCCGCCUUCGCCUCACCGGCCGCCCACAUGUCCCACCCCCUGCUCGUGGCCGGGUUGCCCCGCUGCGGAAGUAGCAGCCCCCGCUCGCCGUCCUCUUCUGCUUCGUCAUCGCCAUCUGCUGAGACUCAUCCCAGCGGCAGGCGUAGCGGGACUGCGACCCCUCAUUCAGAACAGUUGCCACCCAGUGUGCGAAGGACCCCCGCCGGGACCGUCUUGCACCCCGCUUUGGUGUCCUCAUCAACAACCAAGCAUCUCCUCUCGGCGUUCCCCUUCCCCUUCGGAGCAUUCCCGCUCAUUUCCCCCACUACGGCUGCCACUCUCAGCCCGCCGACCCCAACGGUUCCCCCCGUGGGCAAACCUUACAGACCUUGGGGGAUGGAGAUUGGAGCUUUUUGACUGCCCAAAAAAGACUCGUGAUGAGCCGGACUCGUCCAAGGUUUCUCUCAAUUGUUUUCUAUUCCCCCCCAUCGAGCCACGCCUGUCCCUUCAAUUCGUUCUCCAUCCCCCGUUUUUGCCAUCCUCUUCCAGUUCCAGCCUAUCUGUCCCCCAUUGCCUCUUGCCUCCAUAUUUUUUGCAACUCAUUAUCAGUAACCUUUAUUUGUCAUGGAUUUUCUUUCCUCCCCGCAUCCCUUCUGGUCUCCUCAAGUCUUCAACAUCCAUCUGUUUACUCAACCCGUCUAGCCGUCACCCACCCUCUCCAAGUAUCAUCCGUUCACUUUACCCAUGCCGAUCCCCAUCUAGCCACCAUCUUUCCCCUCAUUUCCACCCGUCUAGCGGUCUCGCUAUGUUGUUUCUCAAUGCCAAAGACCCUCUCGUUGAUUCUAUUGUCACCUAGAAGGGGUGCACAGGGAGAGGUGUGCAACAAGAGGGAUUUACUGUAUUGAUUGUCUGUGCCUUCCCACCCAAAAUCUUUCCCUCAGUCAUUUAGCAGUCGGGAACAAUUUUUCCAGAGGGUCAAGCGAUCGUCUGUCAAGUUCCCAUGCAAAACAAUGCGUAAACCACCCAUGCACCCCUUUGCACACAAGCCCUUUGUUUGGACCUGAAACAGCCUAGUAUUGGUGAGGGGCGAGGGUGGACCCCGCGUCUUUUUUGAGAGCAGUUAAUGGCAUGGAAUAAGCCCAACCAGGUGUUUUGUUUGACACAAGCAACAGAUGCAGAUCGCACCCCCUUUCCUUCCGACACUGCAUUCAGAUCUGUUGCCGCUGCUCUUCGUUCCUGUUCCCUGGCAAGGGUUGCAGUCGGUUUUCAUUCUUGUUCCCCGGCAAGGCAAUCCUUUGGCUGCCUGUUUUUUGGGGUCCACAUCGCACCGUGACAAUAGGUGUGUUCGCAUCGCCGUUUUUGAAGUAUUUCUUAUUGCUCAUGACAACCACCGUAAAUAAAAAAGCUCUGAAUUCUC